This is a messenger RNA of Passer montanus (Eurasian tree sparrow), 5056 nucleotides long. It is a transcript of the gene ZDHHC3, whose product is annotated as zinc finger DHHC-type palmitoyltransferase 3. The record is from RefSeq and is a predicted model, not a curated record. The coding region runs from base 393 to 1376 and encodes 327 amino acids. Gene Ontology annotation, biological process: protein targeting to membrane; peptidyl-L-cysteine S-palmitoylation. Lineage: Eukaryota; Metazoa; Chordata; Aves; Passeriformes; Passeridae. The transcript is spliced from 8 exons. Gene Ontology annotation, cellular component: Golgi apparatus; endoplasmic reticulum. Gene Ontology annotation, molecular function: protein-cysteine S-palmitoyltransferase activity.
UGUUGAAUUUGCUUCUUGUCUACCCUGAUGUAAAUUAGAGGAGUACUGAGGGGUUUGUGCCUUAUGUGGCUGCAUCUCUUUUGAGGCGCAGCCCGAUCCAAGCCCUCAGGAUGGAGUUUCUAGAUAUGACGGACAUCUUUGAGGAGAAAAGUGAAGAAGUAUCUGUGGUAGGCCCAACGCUGUUCCCUGCCCCUGGGGUGGCUGGAGGAGGGCUGGCAGCGCCGACUUUGCCCUGCGAUAAUUCGAUCUGAGUCAUCGGGUGUCUGUAAGAGCAGCGUUAACUUCCGCGCCCGCUUCUUCCCUGUUGCCUUUGCCACUGUAACCCAGGAGGAGGUUUCUGCCCGUUGAGGUUUUUAGCCCAAAUUGAGAUGCAAGUAUGGACAUAAUAGCCUAUGAUGAUUACUCCACUCCACCGCUUCAGAGAUAUUGAAAGGACACCUGAAUACCUCCAGCCAGAAAAGUGUGUUCCACCUCCUAGCCGCGCUUCCCUGGGAACAAUGUGGUUUAUUCGAGAUGGCUGUGGUAUUGCAUGUGCUGUCGUUACCUGGAUGCUGGUGUUCUAUGCCGACUUUGUAGUCCUUCUUGUCAUGCUAGUUCCAUCGAGAGAUUAUGUUUAUAGUGUCAUCAAUGGCACACUGUUCAACACCUUGGCUUUCCUCGCUUUGGCUUCACAUUUUCGUGCUAUGCUGACAGAUCCAGGUGCUGUACCCAAAGGUAAUGCCACAAAAGAGUUCAUUGAGAGUUUACAGCUAAAGCCAGGACAGGUGGUUUACAAGUGCCCAAAGUGUUGUAGCAUCAAACCCGACAGAGCACAUCACUGCAGUGUUUGCAAGAGGUGCAUUCGGAAAAUGGACCACCACUGCCCGUGGGUCAAUAACUGUGUAGGAGAGAAUAACCAGAAGUACUUUGUACUGUUUACAAUGUAUAUAGCACUGAUUUCCCUGCAUGCCCUAAUCAUGGUGGGAUUUCACUUCUUGUACUGCUUUGAAGAAGACUGGACAAAAUGUAGUUCCUUCUCUCCACCAACUACAGUGAUUCUACUCAUCCUCUUGUGUUUUGAGGCUCUCCUAUUUCUCAUCUUCACCUCAGUUAUGUUUGGGACCCAAGUACACUCCAUCUGCACUGAUGAAACGGGUAUUGAGAGACUUAAAAACCAAAAGCCAACCUGGGAGAAGAUCAGCGGCUGGGAAGGAAUGAAGCUGGCGUUUGGAGGUGCCUUCUCCCUGGGUUGGUUUAACCCUUUCUCAAACCUGAACUGCGAGAGCUCAGCGCCAGCUGAAGCGGUGGCAGCAGCUCCUGCAUCUGAAAUAAUGACCCAAGAAGAAAUUGAGCAGUUUCUGGCUCGAGAUGUUGCCAUCCAAAUGUUGCGUGAAUAAGCAAAACGUCCUUCUCCUCCAGGAGAAGCUUUGAGGUGGUUUUUUUUUUUUUUUAAAUAAUUACUUGUGCUGGAGAUUUAAGGGUUGUUUUUAAACAUACUUUCUGGUGCAUUAAAAAAUUCAGGAGUAUUGGUCUGGAACAGACGCUACAGCACUAGCAGAAGCAAUGCAAAUCUCCAGAGAGAGCUUCAUAAGUGAUGGGGUUCAUAAGCUCCUUUUCAGACUGUGUCAACUGCUUUAUCCGUCUUUUCUUACAUGGCAUUUAAGGACAGUUUGUAAUUGUCAGAUAGAUUGGCUCCAGUUCCCAGAAAUGUGCCAUCCUGGGGAGUCUGGCUAAUCUUUUGUUCUUACAGCCCUAUGGAAGACUAAAUGUGUGAAGGCAAGAUUAGCCAGCUUUGCAAGUUUUCUGGAAAAAUGCAUCCUCUUUAGCCGAUCCCAUCCCCUCCCAUCCCAUGGGUGCUGGUUGUGGGUUAUGAAUGUUGCUAGUACACUGGUCUUAGCAGAGGUGGGAUGCAGGGCUAUGGAUGCAGCAGAUCGAUGAGCUCACUCUGGGUGUGAUUCCUUUGGGCUCUGAAAUAUCUCCAGGGGUUAAUUUUUACCUUCUGUGCUUGUGAGAAUGCCCAGUGCUUGUUGGAGGUGGUGCUGGGCUUGUGAUGGUGCUGGCGGGAGCAUUGACCCAUGCCAGUGCAGCCAAGAAGGGGCAAGUGUUGGCUGGGAUGCCGAGCUGCUGGUGCUGGUGGGGGGAAGCUUUUCCCAGGAGCUGUGGUUCAUUGGCAUGUAAGAUGUGUGGAGUGGGAGCUGCCUGGCUGAGCCCUGCAGCCCAGGGAGCAGGGGAGCAGUCUAGGCCAGGUACCAGGGCUAUUUUUGCAGUGAAAGAGAGGGCGAUGUGAACACCCUGUGAUGGAGGUACUACCUCUCUCUGUUUGACUUGUAUAAUUUAGAUGUUUCUCUUCUCUUGGUAGCUAGAGUUGGUAGAGGAUGAAUAAUGCCUCCUAAUCUAACUGGGUUUAACAUUGUACUACUAGUAUGUGCCAUUACUCCAGGUUUCCUUUCAGUAAUUUUGCAGCCAAUCCCUGGGGAGUGCUGGUGAACCUUUAGAAGGAACUCAAAGAGGGCAUCACUGCAGGAGGCAGUAGUUGCAGCAAAGUCCUGCAGAGGUGUUGCCAGCUGCUGCAUUCAGAUGCACUGCAAACACUUGGCAUCCUCCAGAUGUCAGGCUACUUUUAAUUUAGACUGUUCUUCAUCUGUGUUUUUGUUCCUCUUCUGUCAUAUCCCUUAAAUUAAUUGUCACUAAAUUUGCAGGAGACUAGAAAUAUGCUACUGGUUUCCCCCUACAGAACAUGCUUGCUUUUAUCUCCCCCUCCCCUGUAACCUGAACCAAAGAUAACUACUUCCUCUCAAAAGCAAGAGAAAGGAGUUUUUGGGAUGAAAGCAUGGUAUUGUGAAAGACCUAUAUGAAGUUUUUAUUAUUUAUAAGAGUAAUAUCAAAUGGAAUUUGUGCAAGACUUUUUUUUUCCUGUUUAUUUUUAACCCCUCAGAAAGCAUCUUUGUGUGCAUUGAUUGUGUGACAUUCAGGGCUACUGUGGGGGGAUGAGAUUAUCUCCUGGACUUGUCCUCUGCCACAGCAAUCCUUUUUUCUGGCAAAGGUAGUGGGAACAAAUAGAGUGCCUUGUCUGUUAAGAGCACAGCUUCACCAAAAUCCAGGGGAUAUUUCUGAAUAGUUGUCCCAUUCCCUAUUCCCUCUGGAUGUCUCUUUGUCAGUGAAAAGUAGAUCCAGAGAACAUCAUUAGGAAUUGUGUAUUUAUAACCUUUGGGAUAAAGGGAAAUACCCCCCCUUUGAGGGGAAAUGAGAUAUCCUCUCAUGUCAUUUAGUCAUGAGGUCUUGAAUGUCUUUGCCCUGUGCAGCAGGGUGUUGAGGGAAGAAGCUCUUCCUUCUGCACUAGCCCAUGUUCAUCCCUGUCAGCAUCCCCCAGGAAUGGGAUGUCAGGGACAUACACGGGUCUGUAAGGGAUUUCCUUAGGGAGGAAUGGGCAUGUUGAAAGAGGAAGAGUGCCCUUUUUAGAUCAUGUUUUCUAAUUUUGCCCUGCUGCUCCACCUCUGCAUCCAGUUAACACCCCUGCCUCUGGUGCUGUGUCUGCAGUGGGAAUGGUGCUAGAGGGAGGAACUAGUCCAUGGCUGAAAAUCACCUUGAGGCAGGCAUAUAGGGAUGUCAGCCUGGGAGAGAACCCAUGUGCUGCAUUCCAGGGAUGCUUCUCAGGACAGGGACCCUACUGUGGGACAUGGCUUUGGGUAGGCAUGGAUGGAGGCAGCCAGAUUUCUUCUCCACUCUCAAACCUGGUUCACUUCAUCAUAAGAACAGUUGUCGUUUGUUCUAUUUCCCACCUCUCCUGUUGUUCCUCAGGUGCUGAUAUUUCUGGGUUUGUUUCUUUUAAUAGGGGAAGGAGAAAAGUAGUGUGAAGAGGAGGGUAAGAGCCAGAGCAGUCAUCUCCUCUCCUCCAGUUACAGUCUGAAUGAGACAGGGAUGUGUCCCUGGGCCAUGCUCUCAUGGACAGCCAGCUCCAGCUGUGGUGCUCCCAAGACAUGGCAGGGUGACUUCCUAUGCCCAGCAAAUCAGUUCUGGUGUUUCUUGGCUGUCAGUCUCCCUUGGCCUCUCCCAAAGUCCCAGUACCCCUUGGUGUAUCUCCUUUCUGUCUCAAUGUAGUAUGACAACUGUCAGAAAUCGCAAGUCUUCACAAAUUGGAAAAAUCUGUUUUAUCCACAGCUUUUGUAUAAACUUCCUUUUUUAAGGAUUGACUGGUAGCUUGAGACCAAACAUGAUUUACAUGGAAUUGAAACUAAGCUCAGUGUUUACCUUCCUUUCCCUCUACACAUUUCUUGGCCUUUGUUAGAGCAUGCCCCCAUGUUCAGACCAUGCUGCUAUGGUCCUGGCUGGCUUGCCAGGUCCCAGGAAAGACGUUCUGGAGAGCCUGCUUGUAGUGCCCUAAAUUUGUGGGGCUAGGGAGGAUGCUGCCCCUGCACUGCUCAGUGGGACGUGGUCUGCUGAAGAUCCCAUCACUGCUGUGACGUGAGGUUAGUACGUGAUGGACAGAGUCGUGGCAUUUGUGGAAAGUGUUCUCAUACUUCUCACCUGGUGUCUUCUACAGCAGGUUUUCUAUGCAAAUAGGGAAUUUACAUCUCGUGAAGAAAUAUAUUUUUUGCUGUUUGUAAGUCCUUUUGUGCCUUUGGUCGCUGCUGUACUUUCUGAAGAGCUAAUACUUCAUCUGCCAAGCACCACCUGCUCCUCCCUACUCUGCAGACAUGAUGUGCAUGGACCCUGCACCCGCUCUGCCUGUGGAGAGGAGCUCCCACUCCCUGCUGUGCCACCACAGGAGGUGGCCUUUGGGGACCCUGUGCUGCUGUGGAGUGACACAACAAUGUGGGCAGAGGGGCAGCAGGGGUCAGGGCAGCCUUGACCCCCUUCUGUGGCCUGGCAGCCACCUGCGUGGUUGUCUGAGAGUUCCCCAAAUCUUUGAAACACAGAAAAGUGGUUAAAACUUCUUUGCCUUUUUAUGUCCUUUUUUGCCCUCUUCCCUUUUUAUGGGCUGGCACAUAACCAGAUGUAGUCACCAUUUAUUUUUUCUGCUCCACUGCCUUAAUGCUUAAGCAUUUGCCUUUUAAAUAAACAGAUAAAUUACUCCCUA